AUGAGUGCCAAGUUACAACCCAUCUUAGAAUCGGCCGACGCAAACGCACCCUUCGACGUUCCGGUGACUCCGAUUAAAUCCUUUAGUACCAACACGAUAAUUGGAACGGAGGCCGGCAUACGGCCGACGGAUGGUCACAGUGAAUGUAGAAUUAGUGUAACCGCUGCGGAGUAUGGCGGUAAGUCACAUGACCGCAUGGUCGGCAGCGAUAGCGACAUUACAUCUGCCGCCUCAUCAUCCGGUUCACACACAGGGAAUAACUUUCACUGCUACACUAAUGAGGGUAGUGGUGAGGGGGGAGGUGGUGCACGGAAACUGGCACCUCAUCUCCAAAGUUAUGAGGAAAACACUCCCACAGAGGCCAGCACGGCCGCGGGCGCCUCUCCAACUCCUAAAGGGGGAAACUCCGAUGCGGAGGAAAGCUCCCAUGGGUUUAGAGUCCCCUCGUGUGAACCUCCAUCUCAAAGGGAGCUCUCAGUAGCGAUGGAUUCACAUUCUGGGAUACAACACAAGCAUGAAAACCUUCUGAGUCCACAUGAUUCCAGCGAUUUCAGCGGCGAUGAUGUGUCUCAUAGGCGGUGCGAAGAGGCUGACGAUAUGCAGCCAAACCAAGGCAAUCAAGGAAAGGCGAAUGGAACUGGGGAAAUGAGGGGUACCCGGCAAAAUAAGGGGAGGCCGGCAAAUGUCCUCAGGCUUCCGCCGACAACCAAACCAUCGUUUGUGCAAGUUGGAACCGUAAGGGAUCAUAAUCUGACGGUUGCCAUUAAGCAACGUGUUAGCCACCACGCGGCAGUUUGCGCGAGAGUCAAUGCAGUGCCACGGAAGAUGUGUCUUUCUUCAAUACUCCCGUCCUUUGGUACGGCAAUGGAGAUGCACAGUUGCAAGAGGCAGAACAUGCUAUUUCCUUCAAGUACGCACGUUCUUCCUUCUUGUUUGCCCGCCGUGGGCAAAAAUGGAGGCUGCGGGUACUGCUCGUCAACUUUUGCCGCACCUGAAGAUAUUGAAAUGAGAGUAAAGAGGGGAAAUGAUGUGGACUGCACACUGCACAGUGUUGGCGGAAAAUUACCCACGCAGUCGCCCAUGAUGUCCCUGUCGUCAUCGCACUUGGAGAAGGAACCCGUUUCGGUGUGCCGUGUAGACAAUGAUAAAUUGGAUGAGGAGGAAGAAUUAGGGUUCGUCGUUAUCGUCAAGGGAAAACAUCAAUGUAAAGGCUAUCUGACAGGUCAAUCAAAUCUAUCGGCUGGCGCAGUUGUUAUUGUGGAGGGAGACCGUGGCGAGGACAUUGGAACCAUUCAGCAAGUGUAUGCCAUAGAAGACGUUGACCAGCUGCUUCACAUGAAAGUAAAGAUGACUGACGCUGCCGAAGAAGCGGGAGGGUGUUCGAGCACUGUUGACGAUACGACUACGGGUGCGUCUGAUACCCCUCAUGAAGAGGCGGUGUUGGACUCCUGUAGCGUUGCUCGAAGUGACGCUCAACCCCCUGACGAUGGCAUGCGUCUCCCACGAGUCCUCCGUCUUGCCACAUCGGAGGAUAUUGCACAACUUUCUGCCCUUCGAGAUGAGGAAACCGAGCUUCUGCCGAACGUGUUGCGUGUUGUUAACGGGUUUAUAUCCAAGUCUACCUCCGCCGCUGGUGUCACCCUUGUUGACAUUGAGUUCCAGUUCGAUAAGAAGAAGUUGACAAUUUACCUCCGCCGCCCAACAGAGACAGGGUUUGUGAACUUCCGCCGCAUGCAGCGACGGUUCCAUCGUCUCCUGAAAUGUCGCAUUUGGCUAGCGUACAUGGAUGAAGUAGAGCGCCAAGUAGAGGCCUACAUCGAGAAGGCUCCUCUCGGUUGUGAGGUGAAGGACCGGGAGCCGUCACGGGACCGGUGUCUAGGCGCGGGAGAUUUGAUCGUAGUUUAA
Molecule: messenger RNA, 1905 nt
Organism: Trypanosoma brucei brucei TREU927
Lineage: Eukaryota; Euglenozoa; Kinetoplastea; Trypanosomatida; Trypanosomatidae
Exons: 1
Coding region: 1-1905 (634 amino acids)
Cellular component (GO): cytoplasm
Source: RefSeq, a predicted model, not a curated record